This is a messenger RNA of Perognathus longimembris pacificus (Pacific pocket mouse), 4465 nucleotides long. It is a transcript of the gene Rpap1, whose product is annotated as RNA polymerase II associated protein 1. Gene Ontology annotation, biological process: transcription by RNA polymerase II. Lineage: Eukaryota; Metazoa; Chordata; Mammalia; Rodentia; Heteromyidae. The coding region runs from base 159 to 4298 and encodes 1379 amino acids. The record is from RefSeq and is a predicted model, not a curated record. Gene Ontology annotation, cellular component: nucleus. The transcript has 25 exons.
GCGCGCCAAGAUGGCGGCGCCCAGGCGGAGCUGGAGCGGGUAGGUGGCGUGCUGGAGGGCCCGGCUGUGGGGGACUCAGGGUUGAGUGACGAGGACUGUGCACACCCCAGGAGCAGUGCUUCACUGAGUCUUUCUGAAGAGGCAGCCUGAGUGUCGACAUGCUGUCCAGACCAAAGCCAGGGGAGUCCGAGGUGGACCUGCUGCGCUUCCAGAGUCAGUUCCUGGCCGCUGGCGCAGCCCCCGCUGUGCAGUUGGUGAAGAAAGGCAGCCGGAGAGGUGGAAGGGCUGCCCCGGACGGGCCUCCGCCGCAGGACCAUCGGGAUGUGGUGCUGCUGGAUGACCUCCCAGAUUCUCCUCCAGCUUUGGUUCCUGCUCCCCCUAAGAGAUCCAGGCCCAGCCCUGGCCGCCCCCCGCUUCCAGAUGAAGACCCUGAGGAGAGGCUGAACAGGCAUGACCAGCACAUCACCGCUGUCUUGACUAAAAUUAUUGAACGAGAUACAAGUUCUGUGGCCGUGAAUCUGCCUGUGCCCAGCGGCGUUGCUUUCCCCCCUGUGUUCCAUCGCUCACAAGAGAGACGGGGGAAGCCAGCAUCUGGUAAGGGAAGCAUCUUUGCUCGGGAGAUCGCAGCCAGGCGGGCUUCUGAAAGCAGGCCUCCAUCUGCCAGGGAAGUUGUGCCCAACCCAGACCCAGCACAGGGUGCGGUGACCUGUGAGGCACCCAGCCCCGGAGGCCAGGGUGGCCAGCGGCCAGGGAACACCCACGACUUCCAGAGGCCACGUGUGGUCACGGGGAAGGGCCUCAGCCAGGAAGCCGAGCAGGAAGCCCAGACCAUCCACGAAGAGAACGUAGCGAGACUGCAAGCCAUGACUCCCGAGGAGAUCCUGCGGGAGCAGCAGCAGCUCCUCACUCAGCUUGACCCUAGCUUGGUUGCCUUCCUGAGAUCUCAUGGCCAUACCCGGGGGCAAGUAGGAGAGCAGAAGCCAGGAGGACCCUUGGGUCAUGUCACCAAAGAGGAGCCUGUGACAUCAGCCUUUGCCGGUGAACCCAGGAAGGAAGAGAAGCUGGAGCCAGGUGUGGCACUGCCCGUGACCCCCCACAAAGAAUGGCUCCACAUGGACGCUGUGGAGCUGGAGAAGCUCCACUGGACCCAGGACCUGCCCCCCCUCCGGCGGCAGCAGACCCAGGAGAGAAUGCAGGCCCGAUUUAGUCUUCAGGGAGAGCUCCUGGCCCCCGACGUGGACCUGCCCACGCACCUGGGGCUGCACCACCAUGGAGAGGAGGCGGAGAGAGCAGGGUACUCCCUACAGGAGCUGUUCCACCUCACCCGAAGCCAGGUGUCCCAGCAGAGAGCUCUUGCCCUGCACGUAUUGUCCCAGGUCAUCAGCAGGGCGCAGGCUGGCGAGUUUGGGGACCAGCUGGUGGGAAGUGUCUUAGGCCUGCUUUUGGAUGCUGGCUUCCUCUUCCUGCUGCGUUUCUCUUUGGAUGACAGAGUGGAUGGGGUCAUCGCAGCCGCCAUCCGGGCUCUUCGUGCUCUGCUGGUGGCUCCCGGAGCUGAGGAGCUCCUGGACAGCACCUUCUCCUGGUACCACGGGGCUUCGGUGUUCCCUAUGAUGCCCAGCCAGGAGGACAAGGAGGACGAUGGCGAAGAUGAAGAACCCCCAGCAGGAAAGGCGAAACAGAAGAGCCCCGAGGAAGAAAGCCGACCUCCGCCCGACCUGGCCCGACACGAUGUCAUCAAGGGCCUCCUGGCUACCAACUUGCUGCCUCGGCUGCGCUACGUGCUAGAGGUGACCUGCCCAGGACCCUCUGUGGUCCUUGACACCCUGGCCGUGCUCAUCCGCCUGGCCCGCCAUUCCCUGGAGUCUGCCACACGGGUCCUGGAAUGCCCUCGGCUGAUGGAAACCAUAGUGCGGGAGUUCCUGCCUACCAGCUGGCCCCCCGCGGCCGCCGGGCCCACCCCCAGUCUGCACAGAACGCCCUGCGCUGCGGCCAUGAAACUGCUUCGAGUCUUGGCCUCGGCGGGUAGGAACAUUGCUGCCCGGCUGUUGAGCAGCUUCGAUCUCCGGAGCCGCCUGUGCCGCUUCCUGGCCGAAGCUCCUGGAGAACUGGCCUUGCCCCCCGAGGAAGCCGAGGCACUGAGCACGGAGGCCUAUCGCCUGUGGGCUGUGGCUGCCUCCUACGGCCACGGCGGCGACCUUUACAGGGAGCUGUACCCGGUGCUCGCGAGGGCCCUGCAGGCCGUGCCGGCGGAGCUCAGCGCCCACCCCCUGCCACCCCUGUCCGUGCAGCGGGCGGCCUCGCUGCUCACCCUCCUCACGCAGCUCACCCUGGCAGCCGGCGGCGCCCGCUCGGAGCUCUCCAGUGACGCUGCCCGGGCCGCUUCGUCCGUCACGUGGACGCAGGUGUGUGGACUCCAGCCUCUCGUGGAGCCGUGUCUAAGGCAGACCUUGAAGCUGCUGCCCAGACCUGAUAGGUGGAGUGCCGUGGGCCCGGUGCCCACCGCCUGCCUGCUGUUCCUGGGUGCCUACUACCAGUCCUGGAGCCAGCAACCAAACUUGUGCCCGGAGGACUGGCUUCAGGACAUGGAGCGCCUGACGGAGGAGCUGCUGCUGCCCCUGCUGAGCCAGCCCGCGCUGGGCGGCCUGUGGGACUCGCUCAGGCCCUGCUCUCCCGUCUGCAACCCACUGUCCUGUGCUGCAGCUGCCGAAGGCGUCCCCAGCCUCGCGUCGCUGGGCUGCGCGGGAGGCUGCCCCCCGCUCAGCCUGGCCGGGUCAGCCUCCCCCUUCCCAUUCCUCACUGCCCUCCUCCAUCUUAUCAACACCGUGGUCCAGAUCCACAAGGGACUGUGUGGCCAGCUGGCGUCCGUGCUGGCCGCCCCUGGACUCCAGAGCUACCUGCUGCAGUGCGCGGCUCCCCGCGCCGCGCCGCCCCUCACCCCCCUCUCCGCCUGGGCCUUCCGCCACGAGCACCACCUGCAGCACCUGGCCCUGGCCCUGGCCCAGAAAGCGGCAGCGCUGCAGCCCUCGCCCGCCGCCGGCGCCGCGGCCCUCUUCCACACCAUGGCCUUGGCCCUGCUGAGCCGCCUGCUGCCCGGAAGCGAGUACCUGGCCCAGGAGCUGCUGCUGAGCUGCGUGUUCCGGCCCGAGUUCCUCCCGGAAAGCGCAGCCGGGGGCCCGGAGGCAGCCGACCUCUCGGAUGGGCUGUCCUUGGGGAGCGGCGGGGACGCUCGGUGUGGACGAGGGGCUCUCCUUACCCAGGCCUGCCAGGACCUCCCCAGCAUCCGCAGCUGCUACCUGGCCCACUGCUCCCCGGCCCGCGCCGGCCUGCUGGCCUCCCAGGCCCGGCACCGCGGGGACGCGCAGCGAGCCGCCGCCCUGCUGCUGCCUGUGCCGGAGCAGCCGCUGCUGCCCGCCGACUGGCCCUUCCAGCCGUUGCUUCAUCUCUACCACCGGGCCUCGGACACGCCCUCGGGGCUGCCCCCCGCCGACGCCGCGGGCACAGCGACCCGGGUCCUGCAGUGGGUGCUGGUGCUGGACAGCUGGCGUCCCGAGGCCCUGGGGGCCGUGCCGCCCGCCGCGCGCCUGGCGCGGCUCAUGUGUUUGUUCCUGGUGGACGGCGAGCUGUUCCGGGAGGCCCCGGUUCAGCGUCUCGUGGCGGCCCUGCUAGCCCGCCUCUGCCGGCCUCAGGUCUUACCGAGCCUCAACCUGGACUGCCCGCUCCCCGGCCUCACGUCUUUCCCCGACCUCUAUGCCAGCUUCCUGGACCAUUUUGAAUCCGUGUCUUUUGGGGACCACCUAUUCGGGGCUCUGGUCCUCCUUCCUCUGCAGCGCCGGUUCAGUGUCGCCUUGCGCCUCUCCCUCUUUGGGGAUCACAUGGGAGCCUUGCGAGCUCUGGGCAUGCCUCUGGCCCAGCUGCCCGUGUCCCUGGAGUGCUACACGGCGCCUCCCGAAGACAACCUGGCCCUCCUUCAGCUCUACUUCCGGGCGCUGGUCACGGGCGCCCUCCGGCCACGCUGGUGCCCCGUGCUCUACGCCGUGGCCGUGGCUCACGUCAACAACUUCAUGUUCUCCCAGGACCCAAAGAGCUCGGAUGAGGUGAAGGCUGCUCAGAGGACUAUGCUGCGGAAGACUUCCCUGCUAGCAGAGGAGGUUCUCCGGCAGCACCUCCUCUACUACAAGCUCCCCGACCCCAGCCUCCCGCGGGGCUUCGAGCUGUACUCAGAGCUGCCCCCCCUGAGGCAGCAGCACCUCGAGAGGCUGACCGCGGGGCCCCUCCAGAGCAGAGCGCCCCAGACCUAGCACAGCCGCUGCAGGCGCAAAGAUGGGCGCAUCUUCCGGGCUCCUCCCCAGACACUCGGUCACAGUGUGGGCAUCGAGCCCUAGAGGAGGCAGAGGACAGAGGAGCUCGAGGCCUGCCUGCCUGCCUGCCUCGCAGUGAGAACGAGCCUGUUACUCCUGACCUGGAA